AUGAUGUUCAAACACGGGUUUGUGCAUUGUGACCCACAUGCUGCCAACUUGUUAGUCCGUCCUCUGCCUUAUAGUGGAAAGAGCAUUCUAGGUGAGACUCUCCUGCAUUGUUGA
Molecule: messenger RNA, 114 nt
Organism: Prunus armeniaca (apricot)
Lineage: Eukaryota; Viridiplantae; Streptophyta; Magnoliopsida; Rosales; Rosaceae
Source: the annotation of a GenBank genome assembly